AUGGCUCGGAAACAUUUUCACAUGGAAACAGUGAAAUCAAUUGUGGAUUCGCUACUCCCAGGCACCUUUAUGACGGCGGUGGACCUGACAGAGGCCUACUUACAUGUGCCCAUACACAGUUCUCACAGACGCUUCCUGCGAUUCACCUUCAGACAGGCCCAUUUCCAGUUCAGAGCCCUUCCCUUUGGAUUGGGUCCCACCUUGAGGUUUUUUUCCAAAAUCCUAAUAACCCUCAUCGCCAUGCUCAGACAGGAAGGCAUCCAGGUCCACCCUUACCUGGACAACAUCCUGAUCUGUGCACGGUCGGAAGUUCAGUCCAGGAAGCACACAGCCAGAGUAAUCCAAGUACUUCAGGAACACGGUUUUCUUGUAAUUUUUUCCAAGAGUUCUCUGUCCCCAUCGCAAUCAAUGACCCAUUUGGGUGUGCACAUAGACUCAGUCCAGAACGCUAUCUCACUGUCCAAGGAACGCAUUCAAAAAUUAAAAACGGCUUCUUCCACCACCAAGUCCAAGAAGACCAAACUCAUGUUCCUAGCACAUCUUCUUGGUCUGAUGAUUUCAGGGAUAGGGACCAUCCCUUGGGCACGCUUCCAUUCCAGGGCCUUGCAGUGGCAGAUUCACCCCUUUCAAAGGGACAUCGCCAAGAAAAGAGACAGAACAAUCUCUCUGUCUGUGGAAACACGGAGAAGCCUUCGCUGGUGGUCAGAUCAAAGGAACCUGAGCAGGCACACUCCUUACAUACACGAGAAGCCCACUCAGGUGAUCACAAACACCAGUCUUCAGGGAGGGCUGCAUGUAUUAGUAAGAACAGACAAUAUUGCAACAAAGGCCUACGUGAACAAACGGGGGGGGGGGUCCCGGUCUUCAUCUCUUCAUCGGGAGGCAGUGCAGAUUUUUACGUGGGUACAAACCAAUCUUCAGUCUAUUCGAGCCGAGCACAUCAAGGGAACCCUAAAUGUACUGGCAGACAACCUAAGCAGGCAGUUCGCGGAUGAAGGAGAAUGGUCCUUGGACCAUGCUGCCUUCUUGCAGGUUACAACCACCUUCGGAAUGCCCUUGGUAGACUUGUUCGCCACCGCAGAAAACUGCAAAGUAAACAGAUUUUUCUCCCGAUAUUACCAUCCAGAAGCAGAGGGCAUAGACGCCUUGUUGGCCUCGAAUCUCAAGCUUUCCACUUCCACCUUGAGGAGACAGAUAGCGGCUCUGGACACCGUUAUUCCAGAGUUGGACGGGGUUCCCACUGCCAGGCAUCAGCACAUACUUGCCUUCCUCAAAGGGGUCAGUCAAACACAGCCACCAGUCUCACAUAGAUUCCCAUCGUGGAGCCUUAAUUUAGUGCUCAACGCCCUGACAAAGGCCCCUUUCGAGCCGCUUCGCGCGGUGCACCUGAAAUACCUUCGCAUGAAGGUUCUAUUUUUGGUGGCAAUUAUGCCCGCUAGACAGGGCACAGGAAAUAAACUUACUUGGCCUUCAAACCCCAAAGAACGAGCAUGGCAUACACUGGACGUCCGUAGGGCUCUACGCGUACAUAGCAGCGCUGAAUGUUCCUGUGGACGCAACCACUUUACCUGUGCAGUUAGCGCCUUUGGUGAUUGCACGUGUAUCCCGGCUCAGUGGCAGUGUGACGGCGACAAUGACUGUGGGGACCACAGUGAUGAAGAUGGUUGCAUGUUGCCCACUUGCUCCCCAUUGGAUUUCCACUGUGACAAUGGCAAGUGUAUCCGUCGUUCAUGGGUCUGUGAUGGAGACAAUGACUGUGAGGAUGAUUCUGAUGAGCAAGACUGCCCACCACGGGAGUGUGAGGAGGACGAAUUCUCAUGUCAGAAUGGAUACUGCAUACGUAGCCUGUGGCACUGUGAUGGUGACAAUGACUGUGGGGACAACAGUGAUGAGCAGUGUGAUAUGCGAAAGUGUUCAGACAAAGAGUUCCGCUGCAGCGAUGGCAGCUGUAUAGCUGAGCACUGGUUCUGUGAUGGCGAUACAGAUUGCAAGGAUGGCUCAGAUGAAGAGAACUGCCCAUCAGAUAUUCCAGCACCUACAUGUAGCCUGGAGGAGUUCCAAUGUGCGUACGGCCGCUGUAUCCUGGACAUAUACCACUGCGAUGGAGACGAUGACUGUGGGGACUGGUCCGACGAAUCUGACUGCUCCUCUCACCAGCCAUGCCGUUCCGGGGAGUUCAUGUGCAACAGUGGUUUAUGCAUCAAUGCUGGGUGGAGAUGUGAUGGUGACUUUGACUGUGACGACCAGUCGGAUGAAAAAAACUGCACUACAUCUAUGUGCACAGCCGACCAGUUCCGCUGUAAAUCUGGCCGAUGUGUCCGCCUGUCCUGGCGCUGUGAUGGGGACGAUGAUUGCUCUGACAACAGUGAUGAGGAAAACUGUGAGAAUACAGGAAGUCCACAAUGUGCCCCUGAUCAAUUUCUCUGUGGGAACGGACGCUGCAUCGGCCAAAGAAAGCUGUGCAAUGGUGCAAAUGACUGCGGAGAUGGCAGUGAUGAGAGCCCAGAUCAAAACUGCCGUCCUCGAACUGGAGAGGAAAACUGCAACUUCAGCAACGGCGGCUGUGCCCAUAAGUGCCAGAUGUCUCGAGGGACAGUGCAGUGUACUUGCCACACUGGCUACAGGCUCCUGGAGGAUGGCAGAUCAUGUCAAGAUGUAAAUGAAUGUGCAGAGGAAGGUUAUUGCAGCCAAGGAUGCACCAACAGCGAAGGUGGUUUCCAGUGUUGGUGUGAGCAAGGCUAUGAACUUCGCCCAGACAAGCGCAGCUGCAAAGCCCUGGGGCCAGAGCCUGUGCUGCUUUUCGCCAAUCGUAUUGAUAUCCGGCAGGUCUUGCCCCACCGCUCGGAGUACACCUUACUCCUGAACAACCUCGAGAAUGCCAUUGCGCUUGAUUUCCACCACAGCAAGGAGCUGGUGUUCUGGUCUGAUGUCACACUGGACCGCAUCAUGAGGGCUAACCUGAACGGCAGCAAUGUGGAAGAGGUGGUGUCCACGGGGCUGGAGAGUCCAGGUGGACUGGCCAUUGAUUGGAUCCAUGACAAAUUGUACUGGACAGACUCUGGGACGUCUCGUAUCGAAGUGGCAAACUUAGAUGGAACCCACAGGAAGGUGCUUCUCUGGCAAAACCUAGAAAAGCCUCGAGCAAUUGCUCUUCACCCCAUGGAAGGCACCAUCUACUGGACCGACUGGGGAAAUACUCCUCGCAUAGAAUACUCUAAUAUGGAUGGCUCCAAUCGGCGUAUCAUCGCAGACACUCACCUUUUCUGGCCAAAUGGGCUAACCAUUGACUAUGCAGGGCGCCGGAUGUACUGGGUAGAUGCCAAACAUCACGUCAUUGAAAGGGCUGACUUGGAUGGACAGAAUAGGAAAGCUGUAAUUAGUCAAGGCCUUCCACAUCCUUUUGCUAUCACGGUGUUCGAAGACAGCCUGUAUUGGACUGACUGGCAUACCAAGAGCAUAAACAGUGCCAACAAAUUUACUGGCAAGAAUCAGGAGAUCAUUCGCAACAAGCUUCACUUCCCCAUGGAUAUCCAUACAUUGCACCCUCAACGUCAGCCAGCAGGGAGAAAUCGCUGUGGAGCUAACAAUGGGGGCUGCACCCACCUGUGCCUGCCAAACAACAAAAACUACACCUGUGCCUGUCCCACAGGCUUUCGGAAGACCAGCAGCCAUGCUUGUGCCCACAGUCUUGACAAGUUCCUGCUUUUUGCCCGAAGGAUGGACAUCCGUCGUAUCAGCUUCGACACAGAAGACCUGUCUGAUGAUGUUAUCCCCUUGGCUGAGGUGCGCAGCGCUGUGGCUCUGGACUGGGAUGCAAAGGAUGACUAUGUCUACUGGACAGAUGUCGGCACUGAUUCCAUUAGUCGGGCAAAAUGGGAUGGAACAGGACAGGAGGUUGUGGUGGACACAAGCCUGGAAAGUCCAGCUGGUUUGGCUAUUGACUGGGUCACCAACAAGUUGUAUUGGACUGAUGCAGGGACAGACCGGAUAGAGGUGUCCAACACAGACGGGACUAUGCGGACUGUGCUGAUAUGGGAGAACCUAGACAGACCUAGAGACAUUGUGGUAGACCCUGUUGGAGGAUUCAUGUACUGGACUGACUGGGGGGCUAGCCCGAAGAUUGAGCGUGCAGGAAUGGACGCUUCUGGUCGCUUGGUGAUCAUCUCUUCUAACUUGACCUGGCCCAAUGGACUAGCCAUUGACUAUGAAUCUCAGCGUCUUUACUGGGCAGAUGCUGGUAUGAAGACUAUUGAGUAUGCUGGACUGGAUGGCUCUCACAGGAGGGUAUUGAUUGGAAGCAAUCUCCCUCACCCCUUUGGACUUACUGUUUAUGGAGGGCGGAUCUACUGGACCGAUUGGCAGGUGAAGAGCAUUCAGAGCGCUGACAAAAGGACAGGACAGGAUCGUGAAACUCUGCAAGAUAACCUGGAGAACCUCAUGGAUAUCCACGUCUUUCAUCGGCACAGGCCUCCAGUACACACACCAUGCAAAGUUGAUAAUGGUGGAUGCAGUCAUCUUUGCCUCCUGGCCCCUCUCCCUAAAGGUUACACCUGUACUUGUCCCACCGGCAUCAAUCUGCAGCCAGAUGGCAAGACUUGCUCACCAGGGAUGACCAGCUUCUUGAUUUUUGCCAGAAGGUCAGACAUUCGCCUGGUUUCACUUGACAUCCCAUAUUUUGCUGAUGUAGUUGUCUCAGUCAAUGUUACUAUGAAAAACGCCAUUGCUGUUGGGGUGGAUCCUCUGGAAGGGAAGGUUUACUGGUCAGACAGUACACUGCGGAAAAUCUGCAGGGCUGCCCUGGAUGGCUCCCAGUAUGAAGAUAUCAUUACUACAGGGCUACAGACCACGGAUGGAUUAGCAGUGGAUGCCAUUGGUCGCAAAGUGUACUGGACGGACACUGGAACCAAUAGAAUUGAAGUGGGUAACCUGGAUGGAACAAUGAGAAAAGUUUUGGUGUGGGAGAACUUGGACAGCCCAAGAGCAAUUGCUCUGUAUCAUGAGAUGGGGUUUAUGUAUUGGACAGACUGGGGUGAGAAUGCCAAACUGGAGCGAGCUUGGAUGGAUGGCUCUAACCGCAGGGUGCUUAUCAACAACAACCUGGGCUGGCCAAAUGGCCUAGCAGUGGAUAAGACUGGAUCACAGCUGCUCUGGGCUGAUGCGCACACUGAGCGUAUCGAGGCUGCUGACCUGAACGGUGCAAACCGCCGCACCCUGCUCUCACCAGUGCAGCACCCUUACGGCCUCACUCUACUGGACUCCUACAUCUACUGGACGGAUUGGCAGACUCGUAGCAUUCACAGAGCUGACAAGGGUACUGGAGCCAAUGUCAUCCUUGUCAGGGCAAACCUGCCUGGCCUGAUGGAUAUCCAGGCUAUUGACCGGGGGCAUUCUCUUGGUGCUAACAAGUGUGGCAUGAGGAAUGGAGGCUGCUCACAUCUCUGUUUACCAAAUCCUGAAGGCUUCUCCUGUGCCUGUCCUACCGGUAUCCAGCUGAAGAGUGAUGAGCAAACUUGUGACCCGUCUCCUGAAACAUACCUGCUUUUUUCCAGUCGUGGCUCCAUCCGACGUAUCUCGCUAGACACUAGUGAUCAUACUGAUGUUCACGUUCCUGUUCCAGAGCUCAAUAAUGUCAUCUCUCUGGACUAUGACAGCGUGGAUGGCAAGAUUUACUACACAGAUGUUUUCUUGGAUGUCAUCAGGCGAGCAAACUUGAAUGGCAGCCAUAUGGAAACAGUUAUUGGCCAGGGACUAAAGACAACAGAUGGUCUGGCAGUGGACUGGGUGGCUAGAAAUCUGUACUGGACGGACACAGGUCGCAACACAAUUGAAGUUGCAAGACUAGAUGGCAUCUCCAGAAAAGUGCUAAUUAACAACAGUUUGGAUGAGCCUCGAGCAAUUGCUGUCUUUCCCAGAAAGGGAUACCUCUUCUGGACUGACUGGGGGCACAUUGCUAAAAUUGAACGUGCAAACUUGGAUGGUUCUGAUCGCAAGAUAUUGAUCAACACUGAUUUAGGCUGGCCCAAUGGCCUGACCUUAGAUUACGACACCAGAAGGAUUUAUUGGGUAGACGCUCACCUAGACCGCAUAGAGAGUGCUGAUCUCCAUGGAAAGCUGCGUCAAGUGUUACUCAGCCAAGUGGCUCAUCCCUUUGCCUUGACACAGCAGGACAGAUGGCUUUAUUGGACUGACUGGCAAACCAAAUCUAUCCAGCGAGUGGACAAAUACUCUGGUCGGAACAAAGAGACAGUGUUGGCCAAUGUUGAGGGGCUUAUGGACAUCAUUGUGGUCUCUCCACAGAGGCAGACAGGUACAAAUGCAUGUGGAGUGAACAACGGAGGUUGUACCCACCUCUGCUUUGCCAGGGCUUCUGACUUUGUUUGUGCAUGUCCAGAUGAACCAGAUGGACGACCCUGCUCUGUUGUUCCUGACAUGGUGCUGCCGUUUCCUGAGACCACUGGUGCAACUAAGAAGAGUCAGACUCUGGCUAGUAGACCAGGCUCAACAACACCUAAGCCUCACACAUCAUUGGAAACAGCUGAAGGAAACUGCUCCAACCAAGAGGCUGGCCAAGGUCUGUGCACCCGUGCAGAAGAAGCAGUGCUAGCAACCACAGGGGAAGGGCUGCAUGUCAGUUAUAUUAUUGGAGGCCUUCUUAGCAUCUUGAUCAUUCUGCUGCUAAUUGGUGCAGUGAUUACAUACAGGCACAAAAAGUCCAAGUUCACAGAUCCUGGUCUGAGUAACCUUACCUACAGUAACCCCUCCUACCGGACAUCUACCCAGGAGGUGAAGAUUGAAACCGUUCCCAAGCCAGCUAUGUAUAAUCAGCUAUGCUAUAAGAAGGAGGCUGGCCCUGAUCAUGACUACACCAAGGAAAAGAUCAAGAUUGUAGAAGGGAUGUGCCUCUUGUCCAGUGAUGAAUCUGAUUGGGAUGACCUCAAACAGAUACGGAGUUCUCGGGGAUGUAUUCUCCGAGACCACGUGUGCAUGAAGACUGACACGGUCUCGAUCCAAGCCAGUUCUGGUUCGCUGGAUGAUGCCGAAACGGAGCAGUUGUUGCAGGAGGAGCAGUCGGAAUGCAGCAGCAUCAGUGCAGCGGCUACUCCGGAGCGUCGUGGCUCCCUCCUGGACACAGGCUGGAAGCACCAACGCAAACCUUCAACAGAGAGUGAGGUCUAAAGCACCUGCAGAGACCUUUGUCCCACUUUCUCCGCCAUCCUUAGCAGUGAUGAGAUAGGAUGUUGCCUGCUAUUUGAGGAGGAACUCAGAGACUAGCCUUUUUGUGUCACUUGGAGCCCAGAGACUGCCUUUUGCUAAGGAGCCUGAGCUAGACUGUGCCUGUGCGGCUGGUUGGAUGCAAUCCAGAGACUCUUUUGGCUCACUUUUAAUGUUUAUUUAUAUGUUUCCUUUCCCUAGAAGCUGUGAUGUUAAAUUCAGCAGCAGCUUUCCCCAGCUGAGUCUGAUGAAUCUUUCAUUUGGUCCAGUGCGCAAGCUGGUCAAGGACUCUGGGACACCAGUAGCCAUGUU
Messenger RNA from Euleptes europaea (tarantolino), 7524 nucleotides. It is a transcript of the gene LRP4, whose product is annotated as LDL receptor related protein 4. The record is from RefSeq and is a predicted model, not a curated record. Gene Ontology annotation, molecular function: protein binding; calcium ion binding. NCBI's taxonomy places the organism in Eukaryota, Metazoa, Chordata, Lepidosauria, Squamata, Sphaerodactylidae. The coding region runs from base 1 to 7176 and encodes 2391 amino acids. The transcript has 41 exons.